Molecule: messenger RNA, 1628 nt
Organism: Culex pipiens pallens (northern house mosquito)
Lineage: Eukaryota; Metazoa; Arthropoda; Insecta; Diptera; Culicidae
Product: probable cytosolic Fe-S cluster assembly factor CPIJ010948
Exons: 6
Coding region: 124-1560 (478 amino acids)
Biological process (GO): iron-sulfur cluster assembly
Cellular component (GO): cytosolic [4Fe-4S] assembly targeting complex
Molecular function (GO): 4 iron, 4 sulfur cluster binding
Source: RefSeq, a predicted model, not a curated record
UCAGUGCAUUCGUCAGCUGUGGCUCAACACAACAAACGGACCUUCUCGGCUGGCUAAUUUUGUGUGAUUUUUCUGUUAUUUCUGUCUUUUUAUUUCCCAAUUUGAUAAAGUGAUAGCAUUAUCAUGUCACGAUUCAGUGGAGCACUUCAGCUUACGGAUUUGGAUGAUUUUAUUACCCCUUCGCAGGAAUGCAUCAAACCAGUGAAGAUUGAGGCCAACAAGUCCAAGACAGGUUCCAAGAUCACCAUCCAGGACGAUGGUUCGUACAUGCAGGCUACUUCGAGUGGCCUCCAAAAGCUGGAGAAGGUAGAAAUAACCCUGGCCGACUGUCUGGCCUGUUCCGGCUGUAUCACAUCGGCCGAGGGCGUCCUAAUCACCCAGCAAAGCCAGGAAGAGCUACUGAAGGUCAUGAACGAGAACAACCUGGCCAAGUUGAACAACCAGCUGGACGCGGUCCGGUUCAUCGUGUUCACCGUCGCCCAACAACCCAUCCUGUCGCUGGCCAAACGAUACAACCUUCCGGCGGAGGAAACGUUCGAACGGGUAGCAGGCUACUUUCGCAAACUCGGUGCCGAUUUGGUUGUGGACACGAAAAUAGCCGACGACCUGGCGCUGAUCGAAGGUCGCAACGAGUUUAUCGAGCGGUUUAACACCAACCGGCAGACGCUGCCGAUGCUGGCCUCGUCCUGUCCCGGGUUCGUGUGCUACGCGGAGAAGACGCACGGCAGCUUUAUCUUGCCGUACAUCGCGACGACGAGAUCCCCGCAACAGAUCAUGGGCGUGCUGGUCAAGAAGUACCUCGCCAAGCUGCUGGGCAUCGCCGCCGAUCGGAUCUACCACGUGACCGUGAUGCCGUGCUACGACAAAAAGCUGGAAGCCUCGCGGGAGGACUUUUUCUCGGACGUGGAAAACUGCCGCGACGUCGAUUGCGUCAUCACUUCAAUUGAGAUCGAGCAAAUGCUGGAUGGUUCCGGCGUGCAGGCACUGCAGAUUGUCGAGAAAGCACCGAUAGAUUGGCCGUGGCCAACGGGUCGACCGCCGGUGUUCGUUUGGGGCCACGAAUCGUCCGGUUCCGGCGGGUACAGCGAGUACCUGUUCAAGUACGCCGCCCGGAAGCUGUUCAACGUGGCCGUCGAUCACGUCGAGUUUAAGAACCUGAGGAACAGCGAUCUUCGCGAGGCGGUGCUGGAGCAGAAUGGCGAAGUGGUGCUGCGGUUUGCGAUUGCCAACGGGUUUAGGAAUAUUCAAAACAUGGUGCAGAAGUUGAAGCGCGGCAAGUGCAACUAUCACUACAUUGAAAUAAUGGCAUGUCCGUCGGGCUGCUUGAACGGAGGUGCACAGAUUCGGCCCACCGGGGGACAGAGCCAGCGUGAGCUGACCGCGGAACUGGAAGCGCUGUAUCGAAGCUUGCCGGCGUCAAAUCCGGAAAACGAAGCCGUUGAGAUGGUCUACACAACGUUUCUGGACAAUGCCGGAGACAACAAUAUGCGGAAAGAAUUUCUGCACACGAGUUAUCACCCCAUUGAGAAGAUGAACACCGCACUGAAUAUUAAAUGGUGAAAGCUUAGACUAAGUGCAAAAUUGCUAAUUGUAUAUAGAAAGACAAUACAUGUUAUUAAUCGUCAACA